Molecule: messenger RNA, 990 nt
Organism: Exophiala aquamarina CBS 119918
Lineage: Eukaryota; Fungi; Ascomycota; Eurotiomycetes; Chaetothyriales; Herpotrichiellaceae
Exons: 2
Coding region: 1-990 (329 amino acids)
Source: RefSeq, a predicted model, not a curated record
AUGGCACAGAAAUGCGUUCACAAAGGAUGUGGAAAGGUCUUUAAUGAUCCUGAAGAAGAGUGCAUCUACCAUCCGGGACCGCCUGAAUUCCAUGAAGGACAAAAAGGCUGGAAAUGCUGCAAGCCUCGUGUCCUAACCUUUGAUGAGUUCUUGGCUAUCCCUCCCUGUACGACAGGCAGACACUCUACCGUCGAUGACACCCCAGCACCACCUCCAAAGCCAGCGCCUGAAGACGUCCCCAACAGCUCGGCAGCACCAGUGUACGCCCCACUACCCGUCACGAAACCUCUCGCGAGCAGCUUAUCAGCCGCUCAACAGCCUACACCGUCAAGUACGCCUAAGCCGGAACCACCACCAGACGAAUCCGACGAUCCUGAUGCAGAAAUCCCAAAUGGUUCCAGCUGCAAGAGGAGAGGAUGUGGGAAGUCACAAGAUGCAAAAAUCUCCAGAGAUAACGAGGAAUGCAUAUACCACCCAGGAAUACCUAUUUUCCACGAAGGCAGCAAAGGAUGGACAUGCUGCAAGAGGCGGGUUUUGGAGUUUGAUGAAUUCAUGAAGAUCGAAGGCUGCAAGAAACGCAAGAGGCACUGCUACAUCGGCAAGAAGAAGCCCAUCGGGGAGGGCGCCGACACUGGCUCGAAGGCGGAAGAGAAACUAGAAACUGUGCGCAACGAUUUCUACCAGACGCCCACAACUGUGAUCGUCAGUUUCUACCUCAAGAAGAUCGACAAGGGGCAAACCAAGAUCGAGUUCUCACACGACGGAGCAACUAUAGCUCUCGACCUGCCCACGAGCGAUGGGAAGAGGUUCACCAGCACGCUGCCACUCUUUGCGCCGAUCGACCCAGAGAAGAGCUCUUUCAAAAUCAUGGGCACCAAGCUAGAGAUGACGUUGGUUAAGAAGGACGGCGCCAGCUGGUCGACGCUGAGAAACGAUGAGCAGCCAACCGGUAGUAGAAUUCAACUCGGCCAAGCCGGUCGUGCCUCGUAG